Messenger RNA from Scleropages formosus (Asian bonytongue), 758 nucleotides. It is a transcript of the gene eef1b2, whose product is annotated as eukaryotic translation elongation factor 1 beta 2. Gene Ontology annotation, biological process: translational elongation. Lineage: Eukaryota; Metazoa; Chordata; Actinopteri; Osteoglossiformes; Osteoglossidae. The transcript has 6 exons. Gene Ontology annotation, molecular function: translation elongation factor activity; guanyl-nucleotide exchange factor activity. The record is from RefSeq and is a predicted model, not a curated record. Bases 49 to 720 code for a protein of 223 amino acids. Gene Ontology annotation, cellular component: eukaryotic translation elongation factor 1 complex; cytosol.
CCUCGGCCUUUCCUUCUUCCUGUCGGCACGAGGUUAGCUGUUAGCAUAAUGGGCUUCGGAGAUCUCAAAACCCCUGUCGGACUUAAGGUCUUAAAUGACUUUUUGGCCGAUAAAAGUUAUAUCGAAGGGUAUGUGCCGUCCCAAGCCGAUGUUGUCGUGUUCGACGCCCUCUCCGGUGCCCCCCCGGUGGACCUGUGUCAUGCGCUGCGCUGGUACAACCACAUCAAGUCGUACCAGGCAGAGAAGUCGAGCCUCCCUGGAGUAAAGAAGGCCCUGGGGCAGUAUGGCCCAGCUGGAGUAGAGGACACCACCAGUGCUGACUCCAAGGAUGACGACGAUGACAUUGACCUGUUUGGCUCUGAUGAUGAGGAGGAGAGUGAAGAAGCAAAGAGGCUGAAGGAAGAGCGUCUUGCAGCCUACAAUGCAAAGAAAGCUAAAAAGCCAACUGUCAUUGCAAAAUCAUCCAUUUUACUUGACGUGAAGCCCUGGGAUGAUGAGACAGACAUGGCAAAGAUGGAGGAGUGUGUUCGGAGCAUCCAGAUGGAUGGGCUGUUGUGGGGAUCCUCCAAACUUGUGCCUGUUGGUUAUGGUAUCAAGAAGCUGCAGAUACAGUGUGUGGUGGAAGAUGACAAAGUUGGGGUAGACCAACUGGAAGAGCAGAUUACAGCCUUUGAGGACUACGUACAGUCUAUGGAUGUAGCAGCCUUCAACAAAAUCUAAAAAGGUGUCAAGUAUCAAUAAAAGCACUUGGAAUCAAA